This is a messenger RNA of Colossoma macropomum (tambaqui), 2575 nucleotides long. It is a transcript of the gene cdh26.2, whose product is annotated as cadherin-like protein 26. Gene Ontology annotation, cellular component: plasma membrane; adherens junction; catenin complex. NCBI's taxonomy places the organism in Eukaryota, Metazoa, Chordata, Actinopteri, Characiformes, Serrasalmidae. The coding region runs from base 42 to 2513 and encodes 823 amino acids. The transcript is spliced from 17 exons. The record is from RefSeq and is a predicted model, not a curated record. Gene Ontology annotation, biological process: calcium-dependent cell-cell adhesion; cell morphogenesis; multicellular organism development. Gene Ontology annotation, molecular function: cadherin binding; calcium ion binding.
CUUUCUCUGCCACAUGAUCACACACAACUGUCCAGUACAAUAUGAGGAAACUAACUCUUGCUCUCUUCCUCGCUGUGUGUAUCUGCUCUGUAGCAGUUCACAGCAGGAUCAGGCAGAAGAGAGCCUGGAUCAUUGACAGCUUCAACAUUGAGGAAGAAAACCCCGGCCCUUUCCCAUACUUGUUGGGGACGAUUGAACUGGACAAAAAAUAUUUGGUCAACUUCGGUCUGCAUGGCAGCGGCGUUGAUGAAGAGCCCAAAGGAGUUCUGACAAUCAAUAAAAAAAAUGGCCAGAUUUCGGUCCAUAAGAAGGUUGACUACGAGACUUUUCACUUGCUCAAGUUAACAUUUGAAGCAACAAACGCCUCCAAUAACAAAGUGGACACAAGGCUCGGGGUUGAAAUCAAGAUCUUGGACAUCAAUGACCACGCCCCAGUCUUUAGUCCACCUCACCAGCAGGCUACUGUGAACGAGUCUACAGCUCAAGGUCGGUUAGUAGCAACAGUGAUGGCCACAGAUAGGGAUGACUCACAAUCUCCAAAUGGAACCUUCUCCUUCAAUAUUGUUUCUGUUACUCCUAAAACGGACAAUGUGGAGUUUUUCCUUGAGCCGACUGGACCGUCCACUACAGGAAGGAUAUUUUUUAGGGGAUGUUUAGACUAUGAGAAAGCAAAGAAAUAUACCAUCCUGGUGGAAGCCAAGGAUCAGGGAGAUAAAGUGCAGCUCUCCAGCACGAGUAGCGUGACAGUGAACAUUAUCGACAAGAACAAUUACCCCCCGGAGAUCACGGGUCAAACAGGCCCUGGUAGGAUAAAGGAACGAGACACUGGAGUGGAAGUCCUGCGCCUGCAAGUAGCUGAUAAAGACAGUCCAGGUUCACAAGCCUGGAAAGCAAAAUACACAAUUCAUGGAGAUAAGGAAAAAUAUUUCAAAAUAGAGACGGACCCCAAGACUAAUGAAGGAGUCCUAACAGUUAUAAAGGCAAUGGAUUACGAGGAGCAAACUUCAAGAAAUGUGUCAAUCAGUGUGGCAAAUGAGGUGCCAUAUUUCUCCUGUGAGAUCACCGGACGUCCUGCUAAGAGAUUAUGGGAUGUAAAGACCUUCAAUGAAGAGCCUGGCAAAAGUUUACCAGACUUCCCUAAGUUGUAUCCUGUCACCAUUGCUGUGGAGGACGUAAACGACCCUCCAGAGUUUGUACCACCUGUUAGAAAGGUGGGGAUCAUGGAGAACACAGAACCAAGAACCUACUUGUGCACUCUUGAAGCCAAAGACCCUGAUAAAACCUUCGCCAGCAAGUUUCGUUUUAGCAAAGGAGAAGAUGUAGAUAACUGGAUAACUGUAGAUCCAGAAACUGGUGAAGUGUUCACAGCAAAGGUUCUGGACAGAGAAUCACCCUUGUUGAAGGACAGUUCCUACAGUGUGAUCCUCUAUGUUGUGGAUAAUGGUGCACCUCCUAUGACGGGGACAGGAACCCUGAUCAUCCAGGUGGGAGAUCUGAAUGAUAAUCUGCCCAUAAUUGAGGUGAACACACUGGGUAUGUGUUUAUCUGAUGAGGCCACCACGGCUAACAUCACCGCUGUGGAUCUGGACCUGCCUCCAUACAGCAGCCCCUUCACCUACGAGCUCCUGGGGGAUGUUAAGGGGAAAUGGAGUAUUGACCCCUCUGUAGGGACAACUGUGAACCUGGUGAAAGAAAGCACUGUCCAUUCAGGCGUUCACGAGCUUCAGAUCAAAGUAUCUGACACCCAGGGCCUUUCCCAGACACAGAACCUCUCCGUCACUGUGUGUGAUUGCACCAGCACACCAAACUGCCAUCUACGCAGAUCUUCAGGUGCCCAGGUGGGCAGCGCUGCCAUCGGGAUCAUGGUUUUCGCGUUGCUUCUUCUUCUAGCUAUUCUUCUCAUGGCCUUUAUGAUCUCCUGCAAGCACGAGAAAAAAAUGAUCAUGACUGAUGACGAACCUGGCUGGCGUCUCCUUGAGUCCAAUAUUGAGACUCUUGGCACAGACUGCAAGGUUCCUGCCAAAAUCACCCAAGUGGACUCCACCCAGACCGUGAAGGCAAAGCCCACUUUGAUAUCAACAUACAAUGGAAUUCCAAAGCAUGAAGUCAUACAACAGAAUCACCAGCAGGCUUACUAUGACAGUGCUUUUCAAAAAGAACAGUUGUUGAGGAGAUCUCUGCGACGGAGCUCCACAAGACGCUCAUAUAGAAGUUACCACUCAUCGAUGAGCCAAGUGAAGAGAAACUAUUCUAUUUACAGUGUAGAUGACUUUCACCUCAGACAGAACCUGCUCACUCAGAUUAAUCAGAACCUUUUCCAGCUCCAGGUCCCAGGAGAAGAGCUUGGUGACUAUGAGCCCUAUUGCUAUGCAUAUGAAGGAGAACCCAUGAUUGACCCUCAGCUGGAUGCCAUCUCCCUCCCUGAGAAUGACUUCAAUCCAGACGUUCUCACAAACCUUGAUCAGCGAUUCAACAAGCUGGCAAGCAUCUGCAGGCCUGAUUUAACGUCAUAGCUUUACCAAAAGAAGAUGCUCAGAAAGUGAAAACCUGUGUGUUCUUGUAUAAAGAAGACGUC